Messenger RNA from Lycium barbarum (goji berry), 1288 nucleotides. RefSeq names its product tRNA-uridine aminocarboxypropyltransferase A-like. The transcript has 3 exons. NCBI's taxonomy places the organism in Eukaryota, Viridiplantae, Streptophyta, Magnoliopsida, Solanales, Solanaceae. The coding region runs from base 87 to 845 and encodes 252 amino acids. The record is from RefSeq and is a predicted model, not a curated record.
CUUAAACUAUUUGCAAAAAUAGUAGAAGGGGAUAUAUUUGACCCAUCUUCAUAAAACAUAACAACCAUCCAACAAGAAUUGUUGUGAUGGACCCUGCCACCGUUGACUAUGCCGAUUGUCCCCAACAAGAUAGACGGAAAAUGUGCUGUAACUGUGAGAGGCCGUUAAGAGUGUGUUUAUGCAGCAUUAUCACAUCCGACCCACUUGCUACUGUUAAUGCUCGAAUCGUAAUUCUUCACCACCCACAUGAGCAACGACAUAAGCUCGCUACGGUACCCGUUUUAUCUAAGUGUCUCGGCAAUUGUGACGUUAUUGUUGGUCGGAGAUUACGUUAUGGUGUUUCGGAUAUUCUUGAUUCGCUACAUGAUGAUGCUAUUCGUAACCCUAAUUUCACCAAAACAGCUAUUUAUAUAUUUCCUGGUUCUGAUACAUCUCCAUCUAAGGAAAUCAACCAUUGGAAAUCCUCUCAACAUACUGUAGAGACGAGUAACUGUGUCUUGAUUGCUUUUGACGGAACUUGGAAGCAUGCUCGAGAGAUGAUGCGUGCAAGCUUAUCAUUUUUGUCCAAGUUUGCUGUUCAGGUUCACUUAGACUAUGAUGUUGGCAAUGACGGUGGGACUAUUUUUAAUUCUGAUCUAAUUCUUAGGAAGGAACCAUUUAGUGGGUGCAUGAGUACCAUGGAGGCAAUAGCGCAUUGCUUAAGGAUCCUUGAGCCUAAUGGAAUUGAUAUAGAGUCAAGUUUGAUAGAGGUCUUAAGAAGUAUGGUUAAAUUUCAGGCUUCCUUCCUCAAGCCUAUGAAGCCUAGGCCAAAGUUGAUAAAAGCAGGACGAGAGGGAAAAAUAUAAUUGCUCUGUUCCAUUUUUUUGUGUUUUUGAAGCAACAUUUAGCGCGAGGAUAGCCUCAAAGCUCUUUAGGUUAUCACGUACCAGACUGCUCAAGCCAUCCAGCAUGUACUUGGUACUUGUCCAGAUUUCACAGGUCUCCUGAUUGUAUCCUGAUUGAGUAAUAGGCGUGGCGACGAGGUGCUUUGAUGAGAUUAUCUAAAUUCUUCAGUUGCUGAAAAACCUUGUCAAGCGGUGCUUUGAUGGGUUGGCUAUGUGGCAGUAACUGGCUUAUGCUGAAGCAAGUGAAGCUUGAGACUUGAUCAAGCACGUUCAAGAUUGUUACAUGUUGAGCUCCGUACUGUAUCCCAAAGUAAUGUGACAUCAGUGAUCGUCAUUUUUACCUUUUUUAUAGAGAUUGCCAUAAAACUGUUUGGGAAUGGAAAUUCUUUUGGCAAUUUUCAUAA